GUGUCCCCGCGCCAUAACACACGGCGCGCGCACGCACACGCAGCAGCAGCAGGAGAAGAGCUAAGGCUAAGCGAAGCGGAAGCAAGAGAUGGCGGCCGCCACCAUGGCUCUCUCCUCCCCGGCGCUGGCCGGCAAGGCCACCGCGAAAGUGUUCGGCGAGGGGCGGAUCACCAUGCGCAAGACGGCGGCCAAGCCCAAGCCGGCGGCGUCGGGCAGCCCGUGGUACGGCGCCGACCGGGUGCUCUACCUCGGCCCGCUCUCCGGCGAGCCGCCGAGCUACCUGACCGGCGAGUUCCCCGGCGACUACGGGUGGGACACCGCGGGGCUGUCCGCCGACCCCGAGACGUUCGCCAAGAACCGGGAGCUGGAGGUGAUCCACUGCCGGUGGGCCAUGCUCGGCGCGCUCGGCUGCGUCUUCCCGGAGCUCCUCGCCCGCAACGGCGUCAAGUUCGGCGAGGCCGUGUGGUUCAAGGCCGGGUCACAGAUCUUCAGCGAGGGCGGGCUCGACUACCUCGGCAACCCGAGCCUGAUCCACGCGCAGAGCAUCCUCGCCAUCUGGGCCUGCCAGGUCGUGCUCAUGGGCGCCGUCGAGGGCUACCGCAUCGCCGGCGGCCCGCUCGGCGAGGUCGUCGACCCGCUCUACCCCGGCGGCAGCUUCGACCCGCUCGGCCUCGCCGACGACCCGGAGGCCUUCGCCGAGCUCAAGGUCAAGGAGAUCAAGAACGGCCGCCUCGCCAUGUUCUCCAUGUUCGGCUUCUUCGUGCAGGCCAUCGUCACCGGCAAGGGCCCCCUCGAGAACCUCGCCGACCACCUCGCCGACCCCGUCAACAACAACGCCUGGGCCUACGCCACCAACUUCGUCCCCGGCAAGUGAGCGCCGCCGCCCCUGCUGCCAUUGCCAUGGCCAUGCCAUCGCAGGAGUGUGUGUGUACGCAGUACAGUAGAUGUACGUACGUGUACCGUAUAGAUGUACGUAUCCGUAUGGACCGCGUGGAUGUACGAGUAUUCGAGACGUGGGAAUGGUGAGACCUGUACCGGUAGUGUGUAUUUCUGAACAUGAAUCAAAUGAAGUAUGGUGUUGUGAAUUAUUAAAUUA
Molecule: messenger RNA, 1096 nt
Organism: Oryza brachyantha (malo sina)
Lineage: Eukaryota; Viridiplantae; Streptophyta; Magnoliopsida; Poales; Poaceae
Product: chlorophyll a-b binding protein 2, chloroplastic
Exons: 1
Coding region: 89-874 (261 amino acids)
Biological process (GO): photosynthesis, light harvesting in photosystem I; response to light stimulus
Cellular component (GO): plastoglobule; chloroplast envelope; chloroplast thylakoid membrane
Source: RefSeq, a predicted model, not a curated record